GUGCUGAAAUUACAGUACUGAAUGUGGGAACGAGUGAAACUGAGCCUACUUUGCGCAAGGCCCUGGCCAUUGGUGCCGAUAAGGCCAUCCGCGUAAACGCAGAGCCCACCGAUGCCUUUUUUGUAGCCAAACAAAUUGCGGCCGUGGCCCAGGAGGGCGGUUUUGAUAUGAUUAUUGCCGGCCGUGAAUCAAUUGACUACAACGGUGGUCAGGUGGGCGGCAUGGUAGCUGCCUUGCUAAAAUGGCCCUUUAUCAAUGCCUGCGUAGGCAUGGAGCUGGAUGGUGAAAAUGCCGACUUCAUCCGUGAAAUUGAUGGCGGAAAAGAAAAGCUUAGCGCAAGUAUGCCAUUUGUAGUGGGCGGCCAGAAAGGCCUGGUUGAAGAAAAGGUUAAGGAACCGGUAGAAGCCCAGGCGAAAACCAAAGUGGGCGAAUUUGCCAAGCCCGCCCCCAAAGGUAAAUUCAAGAAAAACACCUGGGAAGCGGCCACUUAUGCCGCCAAAACUGCCGAAAUGCUCGGCACCGAAGCCAUUGGUGUUUCUAUUGGCAAUACCGAAGAAGAUGUAGCACAAGCCGGGAAAUACGGCCUGUCAAAAGUAAUAAGCCUCACGGGCGAUGACUUUAGCAGCUUUGACGCCAACGCCUACGCCAUGGCCCUUAGCGGGGUGGCUUCUGAAAAUGGAGCCGAUACCAUUAUUUUGAGUGGUACUUUUAAUGCCAAAGCGCUGGCCGGUGCCCUGGCGGUUGAUAUGGAUGCGGCCCUGCUCUCAAACGUAACCGCCCUUCCGCUAAAAAGCGAGCCCUUCACCGUAAAGCGCAGCGUAUUUUCUGCCAAAGGCUUUAAUGAGCUUAGCGCUGAUGCCGAUAAGCGCAUUGUGGUAUUUGUUCCCAACAGCGUGCCGGUGGAAGAAGGCGAAGGCUCAGCAGAAGUUGUUGACGGAUCUGCCUCCACGGGCGAUGCACCGCGCGUAAACGUGAAAGAAGUUGAUCGGGUGAAGGGUAAAAUUCCGCUGCCCGAAGCCGAACGGGUAGUUUCUGGUGGCCGCGGCUUAAAAGGCCCGGAAAACUGGGGAAUGCUGGAAGAACUUGCCGAAGUUCUUGACGCUGGCACCGCUUGCAGCAAGCCUGUUUCUGACAUGGACUGGCGCCCACAUUCAGAGCACGUUGGCCAAACCGGAAUAGCUAUUAAGCCCAACCUGUACGUGGCCAUAGGCAUUUCGGGCGCCAUUCAGCACCUGGCGGGCGUAAGUGCUUCCAAUACCAUUGUGGUAAUUAACAAUGAUGAAGAAGCACCUUUCUUUAAAGCGGCCGACUACGGGGUAGUAGGCGAAAAUGGCGAGCGCAGGCUGCCCAUAAUAAUUGGUGGUUUUGAAGCGCAAAGCAUUGCCAUUGCUCUGGAAAAGGAGGUAAAUCCGCCUCGGCCGUUAACCCACGAUCUGUUCAAAAACUUUGCGGAUAAUUUUCAGAUUAAGCUGAAAGAAGUGGUCAUUCACAAAUUACAAGACGGUGUGUUUUUCUCCGUUUUGGUUUGCGAACACAACGGCAAAGAGCAGGUUCUGGACGCCCGCACCAGUGAUGCUGUGGCAUUGGCCAUUCGCUUUAAGGCACCAAUUUUUACCUACAAGGAAAUUUUGGAUAAGGCCGGAGUAAUCUUAAAGGAAACUGGCAAGGCCGAAGGCGCACCCAAGGCCGAACGAAAAAGCGACCCUGGCAUUACCGAGGCCGCUACAAGCGCCAGUAGCCUAAAAGAUAAAUCUCUUGCCGACCUCAACGCCAUGCUCGACAAGGCGGUGCAGGACGAAGAUUACGAGAAAGCGGCCCGCAUCAGAGAUGAGAUAGACCGCAGGCAGAGUUAA
Messenger RNA from Symbiodinium sp. CCMP2456, 1853 nucleotides. The record is from the annotation of a GenBank genome assembly. Lineage: Eukaryota; Dinophyceae; Suessiales; Symbiodiniaceae.